UCCCCGGGUGGCUGGCGGAAGGAUGGCUGCCAGAGCUGCCGUGGUGGGUGCGCGGUCCCUGGAGCCCCUUGAUUUUGGCAGUACUGCUGAUAUUAUUAAACUAAUACCUAAGGAUCUAUUUGCUGAGCUAUGUGAGCGAAUUAUUCAGCAUCUUCACUGUCAGAUCGCAGGUGUAAAUACAGUAGAACUAUGCCAGAGACUUCAAACAGCUGGAGUUGAAAUGAAAGUUGCUGACCUGGCAAAGAUAAUUAAUGUUGUUUCCUUUUUAUUUGGCACAGCGGCCAAAAACAACCUGUCUGCAGAAGAACUCUCCACUGGUCUGGGUAAUGCAAUCAGUAUGCUGCCAAAACAUGCCGUUCAGGUUAUUCGCCAUAUAUGGAAUGAACAGGGUAAAUCUAUCAUUAUGUCAGAAGAUGCUAGAAAUAUGGCAACAGUGGGACAGAUUAUAGAUAUUCAAUGGAAACUGGGAAUGGCAGUGAGCUCUGACAGCUGUAGGUCUCUUAAGUACCCUUACGUUACAAUGACACUAAAAGUGGCAGAGCCUUCGGGCCAGAUAAUGAGCAAGUCUUUUGAAAUGACAGUCCCACAGUUCCAGGACUUCUUCAGACAUUUCAAGGAAAUAGCAGCUGUUCUUGAAACAGUUUAAAUACUUCAAAGAUACACUUUACUUGAUCCACAUAAGCCUUCCCAUCUUGCACAAGUAAUUGUGUCAAUGUUUAAGGAAGGUAUGUAUUCUCAUGGUCUUAUCAGAAUAUUUUCCAAUAGCUUCCUUUUUUUUGGAUCACACUGAAAGCUUUUUUUAUGUAACUUUUCUUCUAAAUAUAUGAAAGAACAAACUCUUGUAAGGUGGCAAUCUGAGUAAAAGUGUAUUUAGCUCUAUUCAGCCAGAAGAUUGUGCUACGUAGCUAAGGACAUGUCACAACCUGAGACUUUUCCUACUGUUCAACAGCGGAAGCUACGUACUGUAUAUAAACUCUGCAAUGUGGAAACACCCAUGAAAAUGCUAACUGAGCAAACUACUGGAAGAAGUGUAAACCCCAUGUUUACACUUUUCUCUAUAAAAUCAUGCCAUUGAUGUGCACAUGGAAUCAAUUAUAUCAUUAGCUAUGUAGAGUACAUAAAAUUACAGUCAGCAAGCAUAUUGUUAGCCAUGAAGAAUAGUGUCAUCACCGAACUGAUAAAUUCCAGUUAUAUCAAGUAGGUUGGAAGCCUAAUAUUUACUCCCUUUUGUUAAUUAUUGGAGAACAUCUUCCAUCAUUCUAUUAAUAAAUGAUUGUUACUUCAGUGUAAGAUUAGUAUCACUGAAAUAUUUCCAUAAAUCUGGAUUUACUAUCUCCUAUUGCAGUAAAUAUCUCUAGUAACAGAGACCUAAAAACUUCCCUGCACAGAACUAAUAACAUUGACUAAGCAGAAUUUGUAGGGAAGUUUACAUUUUAAAAAAGUGAACGUGUGUUCAAAAAAUACUUUUGAAGCAAAUAGAUACAGUUGAUAGCACAUUAUUUUGUUGCUUAUGUAUGUUCUAUAGUAAAUCCAACUUUAAACUUGUGGCAUUUACUUAUUAUUCUGAUCAGCAGAUUUUGUUUCCUAAUUAAGCUGGAAGCUUGAUGCAGUUGCAUCACUUGGUCUUUUGAACUGGAAAUUCGAAGUCAAGAAAUGGAAACUUAAGGUCAGCCUGAGCUAAACACAUCAUUUACGACAAUAUUAAGAGUCUGACAGUCUCUUAGCUGCAGUACUUUCUCUGGUAGGAGUGCACAGGACUGCAUUGCUGUCUGUCCAGAGACCAGUUGUCCUUGUCAGUCAGCAGUAAGAUUCUGACUUAGUGGCUAUCUGUGAUCAAGAAUAAGGAUAACUUCAAAUACGGAAUAAUCCAGGUUUCCAUUUUUGAGUGUCUUCAUAUAAACUGAAUAAUUUAAAAUGGAAGAUUACAACUAAAUAGAAUUAGACAUACUGAAAACAAAAUAUUCUGACAUAAUAAGUAUGCUGCUGGUGUUCAGAUCAGAUCAUGCUUUGCUUGUGCAGUGGAGCAAAUAAGUCCUGUAUGAAAACAGAAUGGAUGAGGGCUAUCUGACUCAGGCUUUGUCUUGAUGAUGAGACUAGAUGAAAAUAGGCUGAGGCAAGCAAUGGGGAAAAAAUUGGCAACAGUCAUCUAUGUGCUACUGACAGAGGGGCUGCAUCCACCAUUUGACCUAGUUUCACAAUAUUGAAGGUGGUUGUAACAAGAGCUGCUUUUAGAAGAUCAAGUAGCAGUGCCAUAUAUAUAAUAUAUAUAAAAAAGCUGCAUCAGAAAGAAGGUGUGUGUGUGUAUAUUCUAUAUAUAUAUAUAUAUAUAUAUAUAUAUAUAUAUAUAUAUAGCUAGAAGAGUUCAUCUCUUCUUUCUGAUGCAGCUUUUGCUAUCGUGAUCCCUGCCUUUUGUCACCUCAGGACAAUAUGAUUGAAAUGCACUCUGUGUUGUGGGUGCACUCUGGAACCAUUCAAACUCAAGGCUGUGCAGAGUGUAUCUGCCCCUUUGAGCAUAAUGCGGGGAGCACAGCACCAAUACUCAGUUGCACCGGAUUCCAGAUGAACUGGAAGAUGAUGGGUUUAACCUUUAAAACUAAAUAGUUUAGGACCUGGAACCUUACUUGAGGGACUGUCUGUGCAGUUCAGAUCAGUAGGCGUGCACAAGUGGCACUUGAUUGAUCUGAAAAUGAGAGGAGGCUGCUUGCAGAACAUUCUCUGGGAGAGGGCAUGGCCUCUAGAAUGUACUUCCUUCCUCAUUCUGCCAGAGCCUGGGUGUCUCGGCCUGGGCAUACUACAAAGUCCACUUUUUAUGAGCCUUCAGGGAGAUGGUACAGAGAGUCUCAUCACAUGGUCAGUCAAAGGAUUUCUAGAAGAGCCUAAAUUGGUGUUUGUAAUUAGAACCUAUUUUGUUUUUUUAGGCGACUGCAUUUAAGAGUUUUGGGGACUGUUCUUAGACAUGUGCAUAGGUGACAGAAAAGUAAAAUAAAAAACAAAUAACAAGUUGAACCCAAAAUUUGUGGUUCGACACUUGAUACUUAAAUUGCUGUUACAAACUCUAGUCAGACUUUGUAUAGCUGAUAAUGUUUGUGCUGACAUUGGAACGUGUGGAGAAAAGACACUUUGGUUAUUGAUGCCUUUUUGUCCAGAAACGUUAAACUAGCAUUAAUAGCAGCUUCUUCAAGUGAAGAUUGAGAGUUUUGGUUACCAGUUCUGUUUACCUCUCUUCACAAUAUGGCAGUUGGAGCAAUUUGCAGUAACCCUAUUUCCAGUAGAGACAGGGAAGUGUUAGUACCAUUAUACAAGGCACUGGUGAGACAUCAUUGGGAAUACCAUGUGCAAUUCUGGUCUCCCAUGUUUAAGAAAGAGAUGAGUUCAAACUGGAACAGAUGCAGAGAAGGGCUACUAGGAUGAUCAGAGGAAUGGAAAACCUGCCUUGAGAGGAGACUCCGAGAUUGGCUUGUUUAGCUUAACCAAAAGAAGGCUGAGGGGAGAUAUGAUUGCUUUCUAUAAGUACAUUGCAGGGAUAAAUACCAGGGGGAGAGAGAAGAGUUAUUUAGCCAAUGUUGACACAAGAACAAAUGGAUAUAAACCGGCCAACAACUUUAGGCUCAAAAUUAGGCGAAGGUUUCUAACCAUCAGUGGAGUAGCCUCUGGAAUAACCUUCCAAGAGGAGUAGUGGGAGCAAAAAACCUAACAGGCUUCAAGGCUGAGCUUGAUAAGUUUAUGGAGGGGAUGGGAUGAUGAAAUUGUCCACAAUGGCAUGUGGCCCAUCGGCAACUGCCAGUAGCAAAAAUCCCCAACAGCUGAAUUUGGGACACUAGAUAGGGAGGGCUCUGAGUUAUUACAGAUAAUUCUUUCCCAGGUAUCUGACUGGUGGGUCUUGCCUACAAAUGCAGGGUCAGCUGAUGCCAUAUUUGGGGUUGGAAAGGAAUUUUUCCCCUGGGUCAAAUUGACACAGACCCUGGGGUUUUUUCACUCUCUGGGCCAUGGGUGACUUGCAGGUUUAAACUAGUGUAAAUAAGGAAUUCUCUAUAACUUGAAGUCUUUAAACCAUGAUUUAAGGACUUCAGUAACUCAGCCAGAGUUUAGAGGUUAUAUUUCAGGAGUGGGUGGAUGAAGUUCUAUGUCCUGCAAUGUGCAGGUCAGAUUAGAUGGUCAUGAUUGUUCCUUCUGACCUUAAAGUCUGAGUCUAAAACUGUCACGUUAUGGCAACCUGAGACCAUAAUGCCAGAAACAUUAACGAAUACUUUGUGAAACGUCCCUGCAUGCCAGGGUAUUGAAACUUGCUGGAAGAACCCCAGAAGCCUGAGUUUGGUAUGACUGUUCUGAUAAAUCUCAAUGAACACCUUUUUGAUUUAUCUUGUUUUAAAUAGAUGGUGACUGAAAGUUGGCUAUUGAGGCAAAUCCCAGAUGUUUUAUUCAGUCAUCUGUAAAAAUUACAGCAUUAAACAAUGGAGCAAUUAAAUACUCAACUAAAAUUUUUUAGAAAUUGAAUUAUGUGGAAUAGUGAUACUGGCAAGUUAGACAAAAACAACUUUUUACUAUUGUGUCUGUGGAACUAGAUUUGUACCAGAAUAAGUAAUCCCAUCUUGUCUUUAAUAUUACUUUCCAUUUUAAUACAGAUUUCUAUACCAUGCAUAUUUUUGUAUGUUUACAAACUAAGUUAUUAAAUAUUUGAAUAACAAAUUUAAAA
Molecule: messenger RNA, 4693 nt
Organism: Malaclemys terrapin pileata
Lineage: Eukaryota; Metazoa; Chordata; Testudines; Emydidae
Gene: COMMD6
Product: COMM domain containing 6
Exons: 7
Coding region: 23-646 (207 amino acids)
Molecular function (GO): NF-kappaB binding
Source: RefSeq, a predicted model, not a curated record